AAAGCAAGCAAGAAAAAAAUGUCAAAGGAGAAAGAACGAAGAAGCUUAGCUUAUGAUCGAAGCUUAGCCGUUUCGGGAAAUUCUAUUUGUAGAGAAAUUGCCAAAUUGGAGCCAUUGUUGAUUCAAAUGAAGAAGCUUUUCGGAGGUCCGGGAACUGUGUGUGGUCUGUUACUGAGAAUCGGACAAUGUGCUUCAGCUGCGGCUUCUAUCGGCGUUAUGGUCUCCGCGAAGGAGUUCUCUGUUCACACUGCUUUUUGCUAUUUGAUUGCAUCAAUGGGUCUUCAAUUGUUGUGGAGCUUUGGGCUAGCUUGUCUUGAUGUUUAUGCUCUCAGGGGCAAGAAAGAUCUCCAAAACCCUAUCUUGGUUAGCUUAUUCGUCGUUGGUGAUUGGGUGACUGCAAUGUUAUCUCUUGCAGCUGCAUGUUCAUCAGCAGGAGUUGUUGUCUUGUAUGAAAAAGAUAUCAAGUAUUGCAAUACUCAAAGCCAAUAUCCAUGUCUUAGGUAUGAAGUAGCUGUAGCGCUUUCUUUCGUCACUUGGAUCCAGAUCGCUGUUUCUUCUCAUGUCACAUUUUGGAUCUUAGCCUCGGUUUAGUUUCGAAAAGAAACCCAACUUUUUCUUCUUCUUGGAAUGUUGAGACAUCUUUGUAGCUUUGAGGACAUAAACAAUCUGCUUCAAGUCGAAUCCACCAAUGUUUCUUGAAAUCAAAGCUAUUGCUAAACAUAAA
Molecule: messenger RNA, 724 nt
Organism: Arabidopsis lyrata subsp. lyrata
Lineage: Eukaryota; Viridiplantae; Streptophyta; Magnoliopsida; Brassicales; Brassicaceae
Product: CASP-like protein 5B2
Exons: 4
Coding region: 19-591 (190 amino acids)
Cellular component (GO): membrane
Source: RefSeq, a predicted model, not a curated record